ACUGACCUACGUGAGCUGUGACCCCCAGUGUGUCUCUGUGUCGCCAGUCUCCUUGUGCCAUGGCUAACGAGGCACAGCCCUGUCCAUGUGACAUCGGCCACAGGAUGGAGUACGGCGGGAUGGGCCAGGAGGUGUCCGUGGAGCACAUCCGGGCCUAUCUGACCAGGGCGCCUGUGAACAGUGGCAGAGCUGUGCUGGUCAUUCAGGACAUCUUUGGCUGGCAGUUGCCCAAUACCAGAUACAUGGCCGACAUGAUUGCCAGCAAUGGCUUCACGACCAUCCUUCCAGACUUCUUUGUGGGGCAGGCCUGGGACCCCAACGGGGACUGGUCCACCUUCCCUGUGUGGCUGAAAACCAGAAAUGCCAGGAAAAUUGAUAAAGAAGUGGAUGCUGCCCUCCGGUUCCUAAAGCAACAGUGUGGUGCGAGAAGUAUUGGUGCUGUGGGCUUCUGCUGGGGGCGGGGGUGGCCGUGGCACCAUGUGAUGACCACAUACCCUGAGUUCCGUGCCGGGGUGUCCAUCUAUGCAUCAUCCCGGGAACCAGGGGAUGUGUAUGCCUUAAAGACCCCAACGCUGUUCAUGUUCGCCGAGAAUGACACUGUGAUUCCGCUGGAACAAGUCUCUCUGCUGACCCAGAAGCUGAAGGAGCACUGCAAAGUUGAAUAUCAGAUCAAGACCUUUUCGGGCCAGACUCACGGCUGUGUGCAUCGCAAGAGAGAGGACUGUUCGCUCGAAGACAAGCCCAACAUUGACGAGGCCAGAAGGAACUUGCUCGAGUGUCUCAAUAAGUAGUGUCUAGGC
Messenger RNA from Suncus etruscus (white-toothed pygmy shrew), 800 nucleotides. It is a transcript of the gene CMBL, whose product is annotated as carboxymethylenebutenolidase homolog. NCBI's taxonomy places the organism in Eukaryota, Metazoa, Chordata, Mammalia, Eulipotyphla, Soricidae. The record is from RefSeq and is a predicted model, not a curated record. Gene Ontology annotation, molecular function: hydrolase activity.